Molecule: messenger RNA, 321 nt
Organism: Episyrphus balteatus (marmalade hoverfly)
Lineage: Eukaryota; Metazoa; Arthropoda; Insecta; Diptera; Syrphidae
Product: probable H/ACA ribonucleoprotein complex subunit 1
Exons: 1
Coding region: 1-321 (106 amino acids)
Source: RefSeq, a predicted model, not a curated record
AUGCGUUCGUUUUUGACAUUUGCUAUGAUCUUUUUGGUCCUUGCAUGCCUUCAAGCAAAUUCAGAAGGUGGUCGUGUUAAGAGGCAACAACAACAACAAGAACAAACGCAACCACAACCACAACCGGAACGACCCUUACUUACUUUAAAUGUAUUUUAUGAUGGUGAACCUGGUGCACUUGGUGGAUUAGCUGGUGGUCAAGGACAAGGUGGACAAGGACAAGGCGGACAAGGACAAGGUGGACAAGGAGGUCAAGGGCAACAAGGCGGUCAGGGAGGACUUGGUGGACUCGGAGGUUUGGGAUCAGGAUUUGGCCGUUAA